Messenger RNA from Dipodomys spectabilis (banner-tailed kangaroo rat), 2240 nucleotides. It is a transcript of the gene Cptp, whose product is annotated as ceramide-1-phosphate transfer protein. Gene Ontology annotation, biological process: intermembrane lipid transfer; ceramide transport. Gene Ontology annotation, cellular component: cytosol; cytoplasm; membrane. The transcript has 3 exons. The record is from RefSeq and is a predicted model, not a curated record. Lineage: Eukaryota; Metazoa; Chordata; Mammalia; Rodentia; Heteromyidae. Bases 556 to 1200 code for a protein of 214 amino acids. Gene Ontology annotation, molecular function: ceramide 1-phosphate binding; ceramide 1-phosphate transfer activity.
GUGUGUGUACAGCGACUGCAGGAAUGCAGGCUGCAUUUAGAACCCAAGGUCUCUGUCCUGGGCCACUUCCAAAACGUCCUCCAAGCUAGUGGGAGGGCCUGUGACAGCCCGACCUUCCCUGCCAGCGUUAAUCCCUACGGUGUCAGAAUGACCAUUAUCUUGGAAUCCCAGUUUUUCUUCCAGUCUGACUCCCCCAUCAGAAUGCUGUCCUGACAGAUGGGCUGUAAGUGUACGAGUACACACCCUGCCUAGAUCUUGGAGGAAUUGCUCCAAUGAAUGAGACAUCAGGGUCUGUAGGGAACACAAUAAGCAAGAAGUAGCAGCAACCACGGGCACUGCAAAUGGUGCAGCUGCAUGGUCCCAGGUCAAGGACUGACCUGAAUAACCAAGAGCGAGAGGCCGGGCCAAAGCCUGCGGGUAUGAAACCUGCCCAGCCAAGAGCGAGAGGCAGGGCCAAAGCCUGCGGGUAUGAAAUCUGCCCAGGGCAUAGCGACUGUCUGGUUGGCAUCUGAGAACAUGCACCUUUUGAGUAGGGAGUUCAGCUUAUGUUGAAAGAUGGAGGAUUCGGAGUCAGAGUUCAACCUGAAAGUCGUCCUGGUCAGUUUUAAGCAGUGUCUGACGGAGGAUGAAGAGGUACUGCUGGACCACUACAUCAACAGCUGGAAGGGCCUGGUCAGGUUUCUGAAUAGCCUGGGCACCAUCUUCUCAUUCAUCUCCAAGGACGUGGUCUCAAAGCUGCAGGUCAUGGAACAGCUGCGGAGCAGCCCCCAGCGUGAGCACUACACCAGUCUGCAGUCCAUGGUGGCCUACGAGGUUGGGAACAAGCUGGUGGAUAUGGACCGCCGCUCUCGUCACCCCGACUCGGGCUGCCGGACCAUGCUGCGUCUGCACCGUGCGCUGCGCUGGCUGCAGCUGUUCCUGGAGAGCCUGCGCACCAGCCCGGAGGACGCACGCACGGCGGUGCUCUGCACUGACUCCUACAACGCCUCCCUGGCCGCCUACCACCCCUGGAUCGUGCGCCGGGCGGUCACGGUGGCCUUCUGCACCCUGCCCACCCGCAAGGUCUUCCUCGAGGUCAUGAACGUGGGGUCCCCUGAACAGGCCGUAGAGAUGCUGGGUGAGGCCCUGCCCUUCAUUGAGCAUGUGUACGAGGUUUCCCAGAAGCUCUAUGCCGAACACUCCCUGCUGGACCUGCCCUAGGGACCAACGCCAGGCCCAGUGGGCCUCCCUUGCCUGGAGCUGGGCCGGGGCAGCCUGGGGCCCUCACAGUCCACAGCAGGGCUUGCUGAAUACCACAGGCUCUAGCAGGAAAGGCGGUGGGCCCCAGAUCAGAAGCACAGGGUAGCUGCCCUCCUGGGCCUGGACAACAAGCCUGAGCCCAGCUUCUACCUCAGCCUAUGCAGUGUAUGUGGCCAGGCUGCCCGAGGUGUGGAAGGUGGAGGAGGCAGAGCCAGGAAUAGCCAGGAUGUUGCCACACCACUCAGGUGUGGAAUCCACGAAGUGGUGAGAGGUCACAGACUCUGGCACCACGAGGCUCCGUCUUCCCUCCAACCGAAGUGCCCAGCCCGUGAUUCUCCCUGUGUCUGCCCCUGGCCUGGGACACAGCAUUUGUGCAGAUGGGCAGCCCUGGGCCCCUGGGCCUCAGCCCUUCCAUGCUACCAUACCCCUAGAAGGGUGAGCGUCCGAGGGCGCUGCACCCUCUGCUUGCCUCUUGGCUUCCCUCUUACUGACACCUCUGCACGCUGAGCAGGCCAUACAGGCAACUUGACCCUGGCUUUUCUAGAAGGGCCCAAGAAGACCACCUCCUCCACACCCCUGUGUGGCUUCCUCCCUGAGGGACACCCCAGGCUCCCGCAGUGGUGCUAUUGCAGGCUCCCCCGGCACAACCUAAGGCUCUGGGGGCCCAGCACCGCUGGCCAGCCCUUACCCUCCUCAGCCAGCACCCGGGAGACGUCCUGUCCUGCCCCUGUCCCUUGGUGCCCAGGAAAUAGGUAAGGUGUUACUGGCAGAAGGGGGUGGGUGGGCCCUGGCCUAGCUGAUAGACAACCAGAUGACCAGGCCCAGCUCAACAUCGCCCAGCACUUAGGGGCGUGGCCUCUCCUGACUUCCUGGGGGCCCCAAGCCAGACCCCUGAGCACAGCACUGCAAUGUGCAUAAAGCAAGUGUUUGGUCCGCCACGCCCUGGAGCCCUGUGCCACCUGUGCUAUUCCCAACGUGAAUAAAUGACUCUUAGGACUGAG